This is a messenger RNA of Gongylonema pulchrum, 201 nucleotides long. The record is from the annotation of a GenBank genome assembly. NCBI's taxonomy places the organism in Eukaryota, Metazoa, Nematoda, Chromadorea, Rhabditida, Gongylonematidae.
AUCUGGCUGACACACAUGGAUCGUGAUCAGAGAAACGGCACCACACCGAAACUUCGGGAGAGUUGCUCAUUGUCGGUGCUCAAUCAGCGAAAUUUAUCUGUUGUAAGGAGUACAAAAAGUUCGGAUAAUCUGCAUCGAGUGACAUCACAUGGUACCCCACCACAGGCCCAUAAAUCAUCCCUCUUCUUCAACCUCAGGUAA